Messenger RNA from Cryptosporidium ubiquitum, 3069 nucleotides. RefSeq lists its product as uncharacterized. NCBI's taxonomy places the organism in Eukaryota, Apicomplexa, Conoidasida, Eucoccidiorida, Cryptosporidiidae. The coding region runs from base 1 to 3069 and encodes 1022 amino acids. The record is from RefSeq and is a predicted model, not a curated record. The transcript is spliced from 2 exons.
AUGGAGAUAUCUCCUGGAAUCUGGUUUUUAGUGCCGAACAAUGUGUCUGAUUGUAGCAAAUUUUCUAUUUAUAUUCCGAAUAAAAAGUGUGAGGAUAUGCUGCGAAGAGAUGAUUUAAAAAUAUACAAAUGUAAAAGCAUAGAUUUUGUUCGUAAUUUAAAAUUAGGUAGAUUGAAUUUAGAGUUGGGAGAACUUUUGAAUUUUUCGGAAGAUCAUAUAAAUUGGGAAAAAACUAAUGAUUUUGAAAUUAUUAAUGAGGAUAGAAAAUACCAUGUGGUUUUGAACAUAAAUAUAGAUAAUAAAUGCAAUGAGAAAUUAUUCAUGCUUUGCUUGGGAAAUGAUGACUAUCAUAUUAUUAAUAUUAAUGAAAUUCACAAUGACUUCUUUGAUUUUGGUUUGAAGAAUCACUUGAUUAAACUCAAUGUAAAAUUAAUAAGAGAUUUCCUUUUAAAAGGGUUGAAUAACAUAGAAUUAAAUGGGACACCAGGACAAAUUCAUUGUUUUGGGGAAAGAACUUUUGGACUGUUUUGUGGAAAAAAUCAUAAUAGAGGCAGUUUCAGUUGGUGUUCUGGAAUAUCUUUAUGCGGUGAUGGGGCAAUUUUAUCGUUCUCUCAUGAAAGUUUUUUGUUGGAAAGAAGUGGACAUGAGGUAUUAAAAGUUGUUCUGAAAAAUUUCUUUCAAUUCAAAGGCGAAACCAAAAAAGAGAAGUGUGUUGGGUUCUUAGGUUUUUCAGAUUAUGAUUCCUCAAACUUUAUUCGUAAUAUUAGCAAUGAUAACUUUAUUUAUUCUAGGGGUUCAUUAUUCGAAUCUGUUGAACUAAGUAACAUUGAAAAGAGUAUUAGUAAUCAUAAACUUGAUAUAAUAGUAAUUAACGGAAACAAAGAGCAAAAAAAACCAAUUCAUGAGACAAAAUUAUCUUCAAAAAUACUUAAGAGCUAUAUUUUUUCUGGAAAUUUAAUUAUUAUUGGACUUUGUCCAUGGGGAUGGGAAUAUAUUAGUGGUGGAAGAUUAAAUUCUCAUUCAAUUUCGAAUGGAAUAAAUAAAGAGAUGGGAAUGAUUUUUACUAACGAAUACUUUUGUAAUGAAGAAAAUUAUAUCAAUAUCCAAAACUCGUCAAAUUGCCUUUUAAGUUCAUUUUAUUAUUGGAAAGAGUUAAUAAAUUCAAUUAAUAAGGGAAUAAAGAAUGAAUUGAAUAUUGAUGAGUACUUUCUAAUGACAAAAGAUAUUGAAUGCCAUCUAAAUAUGGAUUUAAAAACAACUGAGCAAAAUAAAAUUCUAAAUUUAAUAGUUGAGUUAUUAAAAAAAAAAACUUAUUUAAAAUUAAGACCUCCUUUUAAUAUGGAGGAAGGAAUAAAUAUUUUGAAUAUGGCAAUUGCUUGUUCAAGAUUAAUCGAAAAUAAACUAGAUGUAAUUGGCGAUUUUCAAAACAAGAAGUACUCUUUUGAUGAUUUUGAUGAUUGGAUAAAUGCGAAUCAAUUUUGGAAAUUAGAAGAUAAUAUAUCAGACUUAUAUUUGAGUGAAACUUACAAAGAACUGAAUUUGUCAACAAAUGAGUUAUGUUGCCCAGUUUACGAUAUCCCUUUUGAGUGGCAAAACACAGGAGUUUAUAUUAAGUACAGGAAACCUUUAAAAGUUGAAUUUAUUUCUGGGAACAAAUACUGCUCAUUUCCAUUUAAAUCAAAGAUACAUAUUGGUAGCCACAGUGAUUUUCUUAGAUAUAAGGAAAAAAAAAUAUUAAGGAGAAUUCCAUUGAUUAAUAAAAUUUAUAAUUGGAACAUUCUAGAAUCGAGUUGUAUUACUAUUGAUUCCCCAUGUGAAGGAAUUGUAUAUUUUGAGUAUAUUCCAAAUAUUGAACUCUCAAGUACCAUUGAACCAUUAACGAAAUUGAAUAAAGACCAAUCUUACAAUAAUAUAAUAGGGAUGAUUAAGUUUAUAACACUAAAUGAAGACGAAGUAGAACUAACUCCCAUUUACACAAUAGAUAAGUUGAAGAUUAAUACUUGCCUAGGAGAUAAUAGAAGAGUAAUCACUGAUAUAAACGUAUGGACAAGGAUUUUUUCAAAGGAAAACAAAAAAUUUUCGAAUUUAUUACCUGCUUGGAUAGAAUUACAUGGAAAGAAAAUAAUUCUUACAAUUCCAAGCAGGGUUUUGUAUAGGAUAAAUUGUUUUAUGGUUGAUGAUUUACUUGAGUUUUGGGAUAGGGUUGUUGACACUCAAAAUGAACUUUAUUAUAAUUACAAAUGGACCAAGGAAAGAAUUGUAUGUGAUACACAGAUUUCGGAUGGAUAUAUGCAUAGUGGUUAUCCAAUAUUGACACACUUAGACAUAGUUGAAGAGCACUUGGAAACUGGCGGAUUAUUAGAUUUGAAAACUUUGAAAAAAGAAGGGAAUUGGGGAAUAUAUCAUGAAUUAGGUCAUAAUAGACAAUCUGAUUAUUGGACAUUCAACGGAACAGAAGAAGUUACUGUUAACUUAUUUACAAUGUAUUCGUACUAUAAAUUACAUCCUAAUUUGUAUCCUUUUAACAUUAGUUAUGUCAUAGACCAAAUCAGUCUUGGAAUAGAAUAUCUGCUUGAAAUAAAUUCCGAAAAAGAAGUCCCUGAAAAUAUGGAGCUGAUUUUUAGAGAAAAAUGGAUGACAAAUCACGGGAUCGCAUUCUGCAAUUAUUUAAUUUUGAUAAUUUUAUUUGGGUGGGAUACAUUUAAAACGGUUUUCCAAGUAUAUGAUAGAUUGUUAGAGAUUGACAAGGAAAUAAUUCAAACACAAAAUAACGAACAAAAAAUGGCUACUUGGAUAAUUAUUUUCUCUUCAGUAGUAGGAGUUAAUUUAAAGGACUUUUUUUUUCAGUGGGGAUGGUGGUUUUGCAUGGAAAGCGCCAAAUCAGAAAUUGACAUUCAAACACUGUGUGUAAGAAUACAAAAUCACUUAAUGAAUAUAAAAAAAAUUUACGUGAAAAGUGAGGUCUCAAAAGACGAUAUUAUACUGGGAUACGAGGAUUUGGCUUUGAUUAAUGGCUGGGAAAGUUGGAGGAUUGACUCACUUGAAGCAUUACUAGAUAUUCAAUACUAA